This is a messenger RNA of Symbiodinium necroappetens, 267 nucleotides long. NCBI's taxonomy places the organism in Eukaryota, Dinophyceae, Suessiales, Symbiodiniaceae. The record is from the annotation of a GenBank genome assembly.
CUCCUGGAGAGUGCGCAGUACACCUCUGACUACAUUGGCGAGCUUCGCACUUUCCGGUUCGAUGCCAGCGACGGGCCCGUUCACGCCUGGCAGCACGCAUUGGACCUGCGGGAUCCUGCGUGCGACGAAGUCGUGGUGCUGUACCACUACACAAAUGCCCUGGCUUUUGAAAGCAUCGCCAACUCGACUGCCGAGCUCUUGGCCUCGCUGUUGGAGAAGCGCACGCAGUUCGGCGAAGGAGUGUAUGCUUCUCAGCACGAGCCUUCC